This is a messenger RNA of Miscanthus lutarioriparius, 1698 nucleotides long. The record is from the annotation of a GenBank genome assembly. Lineage: Eukaryota; Viridiplantae; Streptophyta; Magnoliopsida; Poales; Poaceae.
AUGGGCAACGUGUGCUUCUGCGGCACCACCUCCACGUCCCCUGAUCAGCCCGAACCCGACGCCACAGCCAGCAAAGCGCCGCCACAUCCACAAAGUGGCCACAAGAGGCCGGCGACGCCUCCGAGCAGCCAGCAGGGCAGCAACAGCCAGGAGCCGAGCCCGGGGUCCAACAAGCCCAGACCGAAGGCGAGGCCCAAGGCGGCGGCUACUAAGCCCAACAACCCGUACGACCGGGCUCCGCCGCCGGCGCACGCUUCCCGCGGCGUCGGCGGGGCGUCGGCGUUGGCGUCGCGCGUGCUGGACGGCGUGGUGCCGCACCACCCGCGGCUACGCGUGACGGACAAGUACCACCUCGGGCGGGAGCUAGGGCGGGGCGAGUUCGGCGUCACGCGGCUCGCCACGGACCGCGCCACGCGGGAGCGCCUGGCGUGCAAGUCCAUCCCGAAGCGGCGCCUGCGCACGGCGGUGGACGUCGCCGACGUGCGCCGGGAGGUGGCCAUCAUGGCGUCGCUGCCCGACCACCCGGCGCUCGUGCGCCUGCGGGCCGCCUACGAGGACGCCGACGCCGUGCACCUCGUCAUGGAGCUCUGCGACGGCGGGGAGCUGUUCGACCGGAUCGUGGCGCGCGGGAGGUACACGGAGCGCGCCGCGGCGGCCGCCGCCAGGACCGUGGCCGAGGUGGUGCGGGCGUGCCACGCGCACGGGUCAUGCACCGGGACCUCAAGCCCGAGAACUUCCUGCGAGCGGUUCACGGAGAUCGUGGGCAGCCCGUACUACAUGGCGCCGGAGGUGCUGCGGCGGAGCUACGGGCCGGAGGUGGACAUCUGGAGCGCCGGCGUGAUCCUGUACAUCCUCCUCUGCGGCGUGCCGCCCUUCUGGGCCGAGACGGAGCAGGGCGUGGCGCGCGCCAUCCUCCGCGGCAACCUGGACCUGCAGCGGGAGCCGUGGCCGCGGAUCUCCGAGGGCGCCAAGAGCCUCGUCCGCCAGAUGCUGCAGAUGGACCCCAAGAAGAGACCCACCGCGCAGCAAGUGCUCGAGCACCCGUGGCUGCAGAACGCGCUGAAGGCGCCCAACGUGCCGCUGGGCGACGUCGUCCGGGCGCGCCUGCAGCAGUUCUCCGCCAUGAACAAGUUCAAGAAGAAGGCCAUGCGGGUGAUCGCGGAGCACCUGUCCGUGGAGGAGGUGGAGGUGAUCCGGGACAUGUUCGCGCUCAUGGACACCGACAAGGACGGCAGGGUGACGGUGGAGGAGCUCAAGGCCGGGCUCAGGAAGGUGGGGUCCAAGCUGGCCGAGCCCGAGAUGGAGCUGCUCAUGGAGGCCGCCGACGUGAACGGCAACGGGUACCUGGACUACGGCGAGUUCGUGGCGAUCACCAUCCACCUGCAGCGGCUCUCCAACGACGCCCACCUCCGCAAGGCGUUCCUCUUCUUCGACAAGGACAGCAGCGGGUACAUCGAGCGCGCCGAGCUGGCCGACGCGCUCGCCGACGAUGCCGGGCACACCGACGAGGCCGCGCUCAACAACAUCCUGCAAGAAGUCGACACCAACAAGGAUGGGCGGAUCAGCUUCGACGAGUUUGUGGCGAUGAUGAAGGCCGGCACGGACUGGAGGAAGGCGUCCCGGCAGUACUCGAGAGAGCGGUUCAAGACCCUGAGCAACAGCCUCAUCAAGGAUGGGUCGCUCGGCAUGGCUCGAUGA